Molecule: messenger RNA, 2409 nt
Organism: Mauremys reevesii (Reeves's turtle)
Lineage: Eukaryota; Metazoa; Chordata; Testudines; Geoemydidae
Product: probable G-protein coupled receptor 33
Exons: 4
Coding region: 397-1437 (346 amino acids)
Biological process (GO): phospholipase C-activating G protein-coupled receptor signaling pathway; complement receptor mediated signaling pathway; positive regulation of cytosolic calcium ion concentration
Cellular component (GO): plasma membrane
Molecular function (GO): complement receptor activity; G protein-coupled receptor activity
Source: RefSeq, a predicted model, not a curated record
UCCUUCUUCCUUGGCUGGCUCCCCUACCACCUCUACUAUGGCUUGAAGCUCUACAAAAAGGAGGAGACAGAGCUUCUCCAGCUCACAGAGCAGGUGGAGGCAGCGCGUGUAGAAGACGCAGAGUUAAGGGGAGUCAACUCAACACACAGGACAGCACAGAUUCACGGACGCUUUGCUGGACAAACACAAACCAUCCAAGUUUCUCUCUGCACUGGGUCCUGCACUGCCCAGCUUCUCCAGCUCACAGACCAAGUGGAGGAGGAGCAUGUAGAAGACACAGAGUUAAGGGAAGUGACCUCAACACACAGGGCAGUACAGACUCACGGACGUUUUCCUGGGCAAACACACACCAGCCGAGUCUCUCUCUGCCCUGGGUCCCGCACUACGCAGGGCACCAUGGACCAAGGCAACACGACGCUCUUGCCCAUAAACUGGACAAACUCCAGCCAGCCUCCAGCAUCCAUGAAGAGCGCUAACCUGGCCAUUGCUGUGUUGCUCUUUGCCAUCUUCCUAGUGGGUGUGGUGGGGAAUGGGCUUUUCCUGUGGGUGCUGGGGCUGAAGAUGAGGAGGACGGUGACCACCCUCUGGUUCCUCCACCUGGUCUCCUGUUCUCUCCUCUUUACCCUGAUGCUCCCUUUCUUCACUGUCCACAUUCUCCUUGGUUUCCACUGGGUCUUCGGAACAGCCAUGUGCAAGAUCCUCAGUUCCUGCACCUACCUGGGCAUGUUCUCCUCUGUCUUCCUCCUUGCCCUCAUCAGCCUGGACCGCUACACUCUGACCUGCUGUCCCGUCUGGUCCCGGCGUCACCGCACCAUGUCCUGGGUCAGGAAGCUGGUCAUGGGUGUGUGGCUGGCCUCCUUCACCCUUAGUGCUCCCUACCUGUUUUUCCAGGAGACCUGGGAGGUGGAGGGAGACAGGGUCAUUUGCACCAGUUAUUACAUCCUCUCCAGAGACCAGGGCAGAGCUGAGGUGCAGGCCUGGAGGAUACACGCGUACGUUGUGCUGUUCGUGAUCCGGUUCCUGCUGGGCUUCUUGCUGCCCUUCUGCAUCAUCGCGGUGUGCUACAGCCGGAUGGGGCUGGAGAUGAAGGAGAAAGGGCUGGCACGGAGCAGCAAGCCCUUCAAAGUCAUGGUGGCUGCGGUGGUGUCAUUCUUCUUUGGCUGGCUGCCCUACCACCUCUACCAGAGCUUGACACUCAUCAGAGAUGUGCCACAGUCAUUGACUGAUGCCUUCCUGCUCAUGAGCAUCAUCACGUUCUGCUUCAACGGCUGCUUCACUCCAGUCCUCUACCUCUUUGUGGGGCAGGCGUUCCAUCAGGUGCUCAGGACGUCCCUCUUCGUUCAGGUCAAAGCGGCUUUUCAUGAGGAUCUAAGUAGUGAUGUGUCUGGACCAGAUUCUAGAGGGAGAACAGGCGAGAAACUAACUGCAUGGAAGUAGAGUUAAAACUUGAACUCCUGCAAAAUCUAGAUACCUGUUACUUUAAAACGGAUUGGUUCUAGGUAUCUCAAUGUGUCCUUACUGAAUAGAGUUUCUUUGGGUCUAGAUUCACAGCUGGCUCUAGAUUCUCAUGUGUUCUAUGUCUCUUGGCAUGUUAUAAUUAAGGCUCCAAGUCUGUCACAGAGGUCAUGGAUUCUGUGACUCUCUGUGACCUCCAUGACUUCUGCAGCCGCUGGUGCUGGCUCUGGGGCUGCCUGAGCCGGGCAUCCCCAGGGCCAGCAGUAGCAGUUUGGAUGUGUGGGAUGGGGCUCAGGACUAGGGGAAGAAGUAGGGUGUGUGGGAGGGGAGGUACUUCCUUUGGGAUGGGGCCUUCCUGGCUCCCACUGGCGUGGCCCUGCUGCUCCUAGUCAGAGGAGAGGCCAGGGGGCUCUGCGCACUGCCUGCACCUGCAGACUCCACCCCUGGAACUCCCACUGGCUGUGGAUCCUGGCCAAUGGGAGCUGCGGAGCCAUGAUUGUGGUGGGAGCAGCGUGCAGAGCCCCUAACCCUCCUCCACCUAGGUGCUGCAGCACCCCCAGCACAAUCAGGGGUCUCGGGCCACGUGCUGCAGCCCGCCCCACCGCCGGCACCAGCAGGAUGCAGGCCACCUCACCCAGCACCUGCAGCACCACCAGAACACCCCUGCAAGAGCACCUGUGGCCCCCUGCCCAAGCUUUAGUUAGGGGUAUAUAGUAAAAGUCAUGGAUAGGUCAUAGGCCAUGAAUAUUUGUUUACUGUCUGUGACCUGUCCAUGACUUUUACUAAAAAUACCCAUGACUAAAACGUAGCCUUAAUUAUAACCCCCUAGGGUCCAGAGGGUUCUAGAUUCCUGUUUGGUUCUAGAACUCUAUAGCUGUCAUGGGUAUAAAUAAUGUAAAACUCCAUAUGAUCCCAUGAAUUUUAUACUAGGCUGACUCUGGAACUGUGUGUGGU